Molecule: messenger RNA, 1974 nt
Organism: Pneumocystis jirovecii RU7
Lineage: Eukaryota; Fungi; Ascomycota; Pneumocystomycetes; Pneumocystales; Pneumocystaceae
Product: Mg(2+) transporter ALR1
Exons: 3
Coding region: 1-1974 (657 amino acids)
Biological process (GO): magnesium ion transmembrane transport; intracellular magnesium ion homeostasis
Cellular component (GO): plasma membrane
Molecular function (GO): magnesium ion transmembrane transporter activity
Source: RefSeq, a predicted model, not a curated record
AUGGCAGCACACGACUCAGAGUCAUAUACUGGCUGUUCCUCCGAUAUGCCUCUUGAUCAUAGGGAUAGAGCAGAAUAUAUAUCUGAUUUGAACUUUACAGAGGAUUCAAUGCAUUCUCCACAGUUUUCGAAUCAUCUUUCACAAUCAAGUCUGCCGCUCCGUCGAUCUGCUUCAUGGCAUCGAUUAUCGCCUUCCCAAUCUGAAACAAGUCAUAUUUUUUCAGACAAUAAUAGAAUCAACUCAAGCAGGGCGUGCUUGAUUGAGGGUGUAAACACGGAUGAUAUAUAUAAUUUUGCUAUGAAAGAUGUAAUUCCUCCAAUUCCAAUUAUUUCGUCAAAUGCACAUUCUCUUUCGGCUAUCGAGUCGUAUGGUCAUCAUAGUGAUAACAUGCGACAUGGAGAAGUACCAGUAUCUCAUAUUUCGUCAACAGAGUUGCCCGUUUCCUCAGCAUCAGUACCAAGCUCUAAAAAAUGUAAAUAUUCAAGCAUCUUAUAUACAGACGAUCAGCCACAGGAGUCAUACACACACUUAGGAAGUGAUGAUGAUAAUACUUCUAUUACAUCAUGUGAAGACUCGCAUAUUGACUCAACAGAUGCAAAAUCUGAAAAAGUAGAAGAAGAUGUUUGUUUUCCUAUGACAGAGGAAUGCAGGGUAGUAAAAGGAAUUGAUUUUGAUGAGCUUAAUCGAUUUGUAAGUAUGCAAUGCUUGAAAAAAACAGACACUUUUUCCAAAUCACGAAAAUAUAGUACUGGAUCAAUUGUAAGAGGUGGUUUUUCAUCUAGAAAUUAUUUAUCACUGAAUUUGGGGAAAAUCGACGAUAAUGUCUUUAGUGAUAAUUAUGAUAAUAUUUCAUAUAAGAAUGAUCCCACAUCUAGUACAUCAGGGUUAGAUACUCAACAAAAAAUUAAUUUCAAAAAUCAACAGGAUAGCAUAGAAUUGCCUGAUAGAUUUAGUUUUUUCUCUUCAAAUACAGAAAAAACUAUUCAUGUUAGUGAAAUUGGUGAUAUUCUUUUGGAAGGAGAGACUUUUCAGGACAUUUUUGGGCCUGAUCGAGGAACAUGGUGGUUAGAUUGCUUAAGUCCAACUGACGCAGAAAUGAGAAUGCUGCAAAAAGUGUUUUCGAUUCAUCCUUUAACAGCAGAGGAUAUUCGUGUUCAAGAAACUCGUGAAAAAGUUGAAUUAUUUCGUUCUUACUAUUUCGUUUGUUUUAGAUCAUUUGAACAGGAUGUGGAAAGUGAAGAUUAUCUUGAACCUGUUAAUAUUUAUAUUGUUGUUUUCAGAGAGGGUCUUCUAACCUUUCAUUUUUCCCCAAUUGUACAUCCAGCAAAUGUCCGGCGAAGAAUUCGACAACUUCGUGAUUAUGUAGAAAUUUCUUCUGAUUGGAUUUGUUAUGCACUUAUUGAUGACAUUACCGAUAGAUUUGGUCCAUGCAUUCAUUCUAUUGAGCAUGAAACAGAUGCAAUUGAAGAUGCUGUUUUAAUUACUAGGGAUCAUGAAUCAAGAGAAAUGCUUCGGGCUAUUGGUAACUGUCGACGAAAGGUUUUAAGUUUAUUUCGUCUUCUUUAUGGGAAAGCAGAUGUGAUAAAAAUGUUUGCUAAAAGAUGUACAGAAAAUUAUAAUGUUGCUCCUAAAAGUGAAAUUGGGUUAUAUCUUGGAGAUAUUCAAGACCACUUAAUUACCAUGACGCAGAAUUUAAUUCAAUUCGAAAAAAUCUUAUCACGAUCACAUUCAAAUUAUUUAGCACAAUUGUCAAUCAGCUACGUUCAGUCUAAUGACCGAAGCAGUGCUAUGUUCUCCAAAAUAACUGUUAUUGGGACAAUCUUUUUGCCUGCAAAUAUCAUUACAGGCCUUUUUGGUAUGAAUGUUGCUGUUCCUGGAGAACAUAAAACAGGCUGGUUCUGGGGGAUUUUCUGGUGUAUUCUUGGAUACAUUAUACUUGUUUUACUCAUUGCUCGGCAUGUAAAACUUAUUUAA